AUGGACGUGGACGUGGACGUGGAGGUGGACGUGGACGUGGACAUAGACGUGGAUGUGGACGUGGACGUGGACGUGGACGUGGACGUGGACAUGAACGUGGACGUGGACAUGGACGUGGACGUGGACGUGGACGUAGACGUGGAGGUGGACGUGGAGGUGGAGGUGGACAUGGACGUGGACAUGGACGUCGACAUGGACGUGGACGUGGACGUGGACGUGGACAUGGACGUGGACAUGGACGUGGACGUGGACGUGGACGUGGACGUGGACGUGGACGUAGAAAUGGACGUGGACGUGGACGUGGAGGUGGACGUGGACGUGGACGUGGACCUGGAGGUGGACGUGGACAUGGACGUCGACAUGGACGUCGACAUGGACGUGGACAUGGACGUGGACGUGGACGUGGACGUGGACGUGGACGUGGACAUGGACGUGGACAUGGACGUGGACGUGGACGUGGACGUGGACAUGGACGUGGACGUGGACAUGGACGUGGACAUGGACGUGCACGUGGACAUGGACGUUGACGUGGACGUGGACGUGGACGUGGACCACGUGGACGUGGACGUGGACAUGGACGUGGACGUGGACGUGGACGUGCACAUGGACGUGGAGGACGUGGACGUGGACAUGGACGUGGACGUGGACAGGGAUGUGGACGUGGAGGUGGACGUGGACGUGGACGUGGAGGUGGACGUGGAGGUGGACGUGGACAUGGACGUGGACAUGGAGGUGGACAUGGACAUGGACGUGGACGUGGACAUGGACGUGGACGUGGAGGUGGAUGUGGACAUGGACGUGGACGUGGAUGUGGACGUGGACAUGGACGUGGACGUGGACGUGGACAUGGACGUGGACAUGGACGUGGACGUGGACGUGGACAUGGACAUGGACGUGGACGUGGACGUGGACAUGGACGUGGACGUGGACAUGGACGUCGACAUGGACGUGCACGUGGACAUGGACGUGGACGUGGACGUGGACGUGGACCACGUGGACGUGGACCACGUGGACGUGGACGUGGACCACGUGGACGUGGACGUGGACAUGGACGUGGACAUGGACGUGCACGUGGACGUGGACGUGGACAUGGACGUGGACGUGGAGGUGCACGUGGACGUGGAGGUGCACGUGGACAUGGACGUGGACGUGGACGUGGACGUGGAUGUGGACGUGGACGUGGACAUGGACGUGGACGUGGACAUGGACGUGGACGUGGACAUCGACGUGGACGUGGACGUGGACGUGGACGUGGACAUGGACGUGGAGGACGUGGACGUGGACAUGGACGUGGACGUGGACAGGGACGUGGACGUGGAGGUGGACGUGGAGAUGGACGUGGACGUGGACAUGGACGUGGACGUGGACGUGGACGUAGACGUGGAGGUGGACGUGGAGGUGGAGGUGGACAUGGACGUGGACAUGGACGUCGACAUGGACGUGGACGUGGACGUGGACGUGGACAUGGACGUGGACAUGGACGUGGACGUGGACGUGGACGUAGAAAUGGACGUGGACGUGGACGUGGAGGUGGACGUGGACGUGGACGUGGACGUGGAGGUGGACGUGGACAUGGACGUCGACAUGGACGUCGACAUGGACGUGGACAUGGACGUGGACGUGGACGUGGACGUGGACGUGGACAUGGACGUGGACAUGGACGUGGACGUGGACGUGGACAUGGACAUGGACGUGGACGUGGACAUGGACGUGGACAUGGACGUGCACGUGGACAUGGACGUGGACGUGGACGUGGACGUGGACCACGUGGACGUGGACGUGGACAUGGACGUGGACGUGGACGUGGACGUGGACGUGCACAUGGACGUGGAGGACGUGGACAUGGACAUGGACGUGGACGUGGACAGGGACGUGGACGUGGAGGUGGACGUGGACGUGGACGUAGACAUGGACGUGGACAUGGACGUGGACGUGGACAGGGACGUGGACGUGGACGUGGACAUGGACGUGGACGUGGACGUGGACGUGGACGUGGACGUGGACAUGGACGUGGACGUGGACAUGGACGUGGACGUGGACGUGGACGUGGACGUGGACAUGGACGUGGACGUGGACAGGGACGUGGACGUGGACAUGGACGUGGACGUGGACAUGGACGUGGACGUGGACGUGGACGUGGACGUGGACGUGGAGGUGGACGUGGAGGUGGAGGUGGACAUGGACGUGGACAUGGACGUCGACAUGGACGUGGACGUGGACGUGGACGUGGACGUGGACAUGGACGUGGACAUGGACGUGGACGUGGACGUAGAGGUCGACGUGGAGGUGGACGUGGACGUGGACGUGGAGGUGGACGUGGAGGUGGACGUGGACAUGGACGUCGACAUGGACGUGGACAUGGACGUGGACGUGGACGUGGACGUGGACGUGGACAUGGACGUGGACGUGGACUUGGACGUGGACGUGGACGUGGACAUGGACGUGGACGUGGACGUGGACAUGGACGUGGACGUGGACGUGGACGUGGACGUGGACAUGGACGUGGACAUGGACAUGGACAUGGACGUGGACAUGGACGUGGACAUGGACGUGGACAUGGACGUCGACAUGGACGUGGACAUGGACGUGGACGUGGACGUGGACGUGGACGUGGACAUGGACGUGGACUUGGACGUGGACGUGGACGUGGACGUGGACGUGGACAUGGACGUGGACUUGGACGUGGACAUGGACGUAGACAUGGACGUGGACGUGGACGUGGACAUGGACGUGGACGUGGACGUGGACGUGGACGUAGACGUGGAGGUGGAGGUGGAGGUGGACGUGGACAUGGACGUCGACAUGGACGUGGACGUGGACGUGGACGUGGAGGUGGACGUGGACGUGGACGUGGACGUGGAGGUGGACGUGGAGGUGGACGUGGAGGUGGACGUGGAGGUGGACGUGGACGUGGACGUGGACGUGGAGGUGGACGUGGAGGUGGACGUGGAGGUGGACGUGGAGGUGGACGUGGACGUGGACCUGGACGUGGACAUGGACGUGGACUUGGACGUGGACGUGGACGUGGACGUGGACAUGGACGUGGACAUGGACGUGGACGUGGACGUGGACGUGGAGGUGGACGUGGAGGUGGACGUGGAGGUGGACGUGGACGUGGAGGUGGACGUGGACGUGGAGGUGGAGAUGGACGUGGAGGUGGACGUGGACGUGGAGGUGGACGUGGACGUGGAGGUGGACGUGGACGUGGAGGUGGACGUGGACGUGGACGUGGACGUAGACGUGGAGGUGGACGUGGACGUGGACGUGGACGUGGACGUGGACGUGGACGUGGACAUGGACGUGGACGUGGACGUGGACGUGGACGUGGACGUGGACGUGGACAUGGACGUGGACAUGGACGUGGACGUGGACGUGGACGUGGACGUGGAGGUGGACGUGGACGUGGACGUGGACGUGGAGGUGGACGUGGACGUGGAGGUGGACGUGGACGUGGACGUGGAGGUGGACCUGGACGUGGAGGUGGACGUGGACGUGGAGGUGGAGAUGGACGUGGAGGUGGACGUGGACGUGGAGGUGGACGUGGACGUGGAGGUGGACGUGGACGUGGAGGUGGACGUGGACGUGGAGGUGGACGUGGACGUGGACGUGGAGGUGGACGUGGACGUGGACGUGGACGUGGACGUGGACAUGGACGUGGACGUGGACGUGGACAUGGACGUGGACGUGGACAUGGACGUGGACAUGGACAUGGACAUGGACGUGGACAUCGACGUGGACAUGGACGUGGACAUGGACGUCGACAUGGACGUGGACAUGGACGUGGACGUGGACGUGGACGUUGACGUGGACGUGGACGUGGACGUGGACAUGGACGUGGACUUGGACGUGGACGUGGACAUGGACGAAGACAUGGACGUGGCCGUGGACGUGGACUUGGACGUGGACGUGGACGUGGACGUGGACAUGGACGUGGACAUGGACGUGGCCUUGGACGUGGACGUGGACGUGGACGUGGACAUGGACGUAGACAUGGACGUGGACGUGGACGUGGACAUGGACGUGGACGUGGACGUGGACGUGGACGUGGACGUGGACGUGGACGUAGACGUGGAGGUGGAGGUGGAGGUGGACGUGGACAUGGACGUGGACAUGGACGUGGACGUGGACGUGGAGGUGGACGUAGACGUGGACGUGGACGUGGAGGUGGACGUGGAGGUGGACGUGGAGGUGGACGUGGAUAUGGACGUGGGCGUGGACGUAGACAUGGACGUGGACGUGGACGUGGACGUGGACGUGGACGUGGACGUGGACGUGGACGUGGACGUGGACAUGGACGUGGACUUGGACGUGGACGUGGACAUGGACGAAGACAUGGACGUGGCCGUGGACGUGGACUUGGACGUGGACGUGGACGUGGACGUGGACAUGGAGGUGGACAUGGACGUGGCCUUGGACGUGGACGUGGACGUGGACGUGGACAUGGACGUAGACAUGGACGUGGACGUGGACGUGGACAUGGACGUGGACGUGGACGUGGACGUGGACGUGGACGUAGACGUGGAGGUGGAGGUGGAGGUGGACGUGGACAUGGACGUCGACAUGGACGUGGACGUGUGGACGUGGACGUGGACGUGGACGUGGACGUGGACGUGGACGUGGACGUGGACGUGGACGUGGACGUGGACGUGGACGUGGACGUGGACAUGGACGUGGACGUGGACGUGGACGUGGACGUGGAGGUGGACGUGGACGUGGACGUGGACGUGGACGUGGACGUGGACGUGGAGGUGGACGUGGAGGUGGACGUGGACGUGGAGGUGGACGUGGAGGUGGACGUGGAGGUGGACGUGGGCGUGGACGUGGGCGUGGACGUGGACAUGGACGUCGACAUGGACGUGGACGUGUGGACGUGGACGUGGACGUGGACGUGGACGUGGACGUGGACGUGGACGUGGACGUGGACGUGGACGUGGACGUGGACUUGGACGUGGACGUGGAGGUGGACGUGGAGGUGGACGUGGACGUGGACGUGGACGUGGAGGUGGACGUGGAGGUGGACGUGGGCGUGGACGUGGGCGUGGACGUGGACAUGGACGUCGACGUGGACGUGGACGUGUGGACGUGGACGUGGACGUGGACGUGGACGUGGACGUGGACGUGGACGUGGACUUGGACGUGGACGUGGACGUGGACGUGGAUGUGGACGUGGAUGUGGACAUGGACGUGGACGUGGACGUGGACGUGGACGUGGACGUGGACGUGGACGUGGACGUGGAGGUGGACGUGGACGUGGAGGUGGACGUGGACGUGGAGGUGAACGUGGAGGUGGAGGUGGAGGUGGACGUGGAGGUGGACGUGGACGUGGAGGUGGACGUGGACGUGGAGGUGGAGAUGGACGUGGAGGUGGACGUGGACGUGGAGGUGGACGUGGACGUGGAGGUGGACGUGGACGUGGAGGUGGACGUGGACGUGGACGUGGAGGUGGACGUGGAGGUGGACGUGGACGUGGACGUGGACGUGGACGUGGACGUGGACGUGGACGUGGAGGUGGACGUGGAGGUGGACGUGGAGGUGGACGUGGAGGUGGACGUGGAGGUGGACGUGGAGGUGGACGUGGAGGUGGACGUGGAGGUGGACGUGGACGUGGACGUGGACGUGGACGUGGAGGUGGACGUGGACGUGGACGUGGACGUGGACGUGGAGGUGGACGUGGACGUGGACGAGGACGUGGACGUGGACGAGGACGUGGACGUGGACGAGGACGUGGACGUGGACGUGGACGUGGACGUGGACGUGGACGUGGACAUGGACGUGGACGUGGACGUGGACGUGGACGUGGACGUGGACGUGGACAUGGACGUGGACGUGGACAUGGACGUGGACGUGGACAUGUACGUGAACAUGGACGUGGACGUGGACGUGGACGUGGACGUGGACGUGGACGUGGACGUGGACAUGGACGUGGACGUGGACGUGGACGUGGACGACGUGGACAUGGAUGUGGACGUGGACGUGGACGUGGACGUGGACGUGGACGUGGACGUGGACGUGGACGUGGACGUAGACGUGGACGUGGACAUGGACGUGGACGUGGACGUGGACGUGGACGUGGACGUGGACAUGGACGUGGACGUGGACGUGGACGUGGACGUGGACAUGGACGUGGACGUGGACGUGGACGUGGACACGUGGACGUGGACGUGGACGUGGACGUGGACGUGGACGUGGACGUGGACUGACGUGGACGUGGACGUGGACGUGGACGUGGACGUGGACGUGGACGUGGACGUGGACGUGGACGUGGACGUGGAGGUGGACGUGGACGUGGACGUGGACGUGGAGGUGGACGUGGAGGUGGACGUGGACGUGGAGGUGGACGUGGAGGUGGACGUGGACGUGGACGUGGACGUGGACGUGGACGUGGACGUGGACGUGGACGUGGAGGUGGACGUGGACGUGGACCUGGACGUGGAGGUGGACGUGGACGUGGAGGUGGACGUGGACGUGGAGGUGGAGAUGGACGUGGAGGUGGAGGUGGACGUGGAGGUGGACGUGGACGUGGACGUGGACGUGGACGUGGAGGUGGACGUGGACGUGGACGUGGACGUGGACGUGGAGGUGGACGUGGACGUGGACGUGGACGUGGACGUGGACGUGGACGUGGACGUGGAGGUGGACGUGGAGGUGGACGUGGACGUGGACGUGGACGUGGACGUGGACGUGGACCUGGACGUGGACGUGGACCUGGAGGUGGACGUGGAGGUGGACGUGGACGUGGAGGUGGACGUGGACGUGGAGGUGGACGUGGAGGUGGACGUGGACGUGGACGUGGACGUGGAGGUGGACGUGGACGUGGACGUGGACGUGGACGUGGACGUGGACGUGGAGGUGGACGUGGAGGUGGACGUGGACUUGGACGUGGACGUGGACGUGGAGGUGGACGUGGAGGUGGACGUGGAGGUGGACGUGGACGUGGAGGUGGACGUGGACGUGGACGUGGAGGUGGACGUGGAGGUGGACGUGGAGGUGGACGUGGACGAGGACGUGGACGUGGACUUGGACGUGGACGUGGACGUGGACGUGGACGUGGACAUGGACGUGGACGUGGACAUGGACGUGGACGUGGACGUGGACAUGGACGUGGACAUGGACGUGGACGUGGACAUGGACGUGGACGUGGACAUGGACGUGGACGUGGACGUGGACAUGGACGUGGACGAUGUGGACAUGGAUAGGUGGACGUGGACGUGGACGUGGACGUGGACGUGGACGUGGACGACGUGGACAUGGACGUGGACGUGGACUGACGUGGACAUGGACGUGGACGUGGACGUGGACGUGGACUUGGACGUGGACGUGGACGUGGACGUGGACGUGGACGUGGACGUGGACAUGGACGUGGACGUGGACGUGGACAUGGACGUGGACGUGGACGUGGACGUGGACGUGGACGUGGACAUGGACGUGGACGUGGACGUGGACAUGGACGUGGACGUGGACGUGGACGUGGACGUGGACGUGGACAUGGACGUGGACGUGGACGUGGACAUGGACGUGGACGUGGACAUGUAUGUGAACAUGGACGUGGACAUGGACGUGGACGUGGACGUGGACGUGGACGUGGACGUGGACGUGGACGUGGACAUGGACAUGGACGUGGACGUGGACAUGGACGUGGACGUGGACGUGGACUUGGACGUGGACAUGGACGUGGACGUGGACGUGGACAUGGACGUGGACAUGUCGCAUGCUUGUGUCCGGAUGCAUGCUUGA
Messenger RNA from Closterium sp. NIES-65, 7734 nucleotides. The record is from the annotation of a GenBank genome assembly. NCBI's taxonomy places the organism in Eukaryota, Viridiplantae, Streptophyta, Zygnematophyceae, Desmidiales, Closteriaceae.